Trypanosoma grayi is the source of this 2211-nucleotide messenger RNA. RefSeq names its product putative 6-phosphofructo-2-kinase/fructose-2,6-biphosphatase. Gene Ontology annotation, molecular function: fructose-2,6-bisphosphate 2-phosphatase activity; 6-phosphofructo-2-kinase activity; ATP binding. The transcript has a single exon. NCBI's taxonomy places the organism in Eukaryota, Euglenozoa, Kinetoplastea, Trypanosomatida, Trypanosomatidae. The record is from RefSeq and is a predicted model, not a curated record. The coding region runs from base 1 to 2211 and encodes 736 amino acids. Gene Ontology annotation, biological process: fructose metabolic process; fructose 2,6-bisphosphate metabolic process. Gene Ontology annotation, cellular component: cytosol.
AUGACAAGUCCUAUUUCCGAGUCCACCUCUGCAGCCGCAACAACAGUAGCACCAGUGGCGGUAAGAUCUGCUAGCACGGAGGUUCCAUCGAGUGAAGAAGGGCAUGAAGCACUUCUGCAUGAGCUUCUCGGUGGUCCAGUGCGUCCGUUCCACGAAUGGAAAUGGCAUGAGGCCGCAAACUUCAAGAAGCUUCACGAAACUCGGGGUGACAAUUCGUUUACGGCGACCAACGUGACAGGUGAAAUAGCUUCUGGAUGUACAGGCCCAUUCCAGCCGUACCCUGGCGCCCCGUGCACUCACUCCACUACACUCCUGCAUGAGCGCGUCGGGUGUGAGGUAUCGUGUAAGGCGCUCUGCGCUGCUGUUGAAGCGCCUCGGAAAGAGAGCAUAUCUCCGUUGUGCGAAGACACUGCGAUGCAGGCGUUGACGCCACUUCUGGACAACUACACCAUCCCCAUCUCGCACCAGGGACCGGAGUACUUCGACAGCGGCACGCAGGCGAGCGUGGCGUCGAUCUGCGUCAUCAUGGUGGGUCUGCCGGCACGCGGCAAGACAUUUCUCGCGCAGAAGAUAUGCCGCCUGUUGGGGUGGCACGGCUCUCGGGCAAAGGUGCUCAAUGUGCAAGUCGCGUGGCGACGUCUUAUACUCGAGUACAAGAAGUGCCGAAAAAGUAUGGAGUGCUCACCAGUUCUUCUCGCAGGUGCGGUGACAUCACAAGCAGAAAGAUCUAUCCCGUCGUGCUCCGGUAUGACGUCGGCGAUUGCGGCAACCGCUGUGGGUGACGCCGCGCAAGACGCAGGCAUCCCCGACAACCGGGGCGAUGAGUGCAUUUCCGCCGCGCAACCAACAUCCUCCCCCAGUGGCUCACCAGAGCACCAGCGUCAGCAGAAGCAACAGAGUUCUGACUACCUCGGCGCGGAGCAUUUCCGUGCGCUCGUGAGCGAACCUGAUAGCAUGGAGCGCCGCAUGUAUCGACGUGUGCUUGAGCGGUACGCCGUCGACGCGAAGAGUUUCUACGCGAACGGUGGAGAGGUGCUUGUAGUGAACGACGAUUUCCCGACGGAGGAGCUACGCGACGAGGCGGAGGCGCUCUUUUCCCCAUUGGCCUCGCAGACGUUCUUUAUGGAGGUCAUCCGCGGCAGUAAGAUGAACCAAAAGUUUAACGAGCUGAAGGUGAGCGACGCGGCGGAGUACCCCACCCAUCUGCAACCCAACGAUGCGAUGGAUGACUUUACACGCCGUGUCGAGUACCUUGCAAGUGUCUACACCACGCUUACCUCCAGUGCCGUAGACGAGGAAAAGGACGCUGGCGCUCAGGAAAAUGGGACCGAUACUUCUCUGAACAAUGUAGAUGCAGAUGUAGGCACAGUGAAGAAGCGACGAAUGAAGCGAUACGUGAAGCUGGUGAAUUCUUUGGAGAUUGAGGUACAUGGUGUGACAGGUUUUACGGCAAGUCGCAUCGUCUCGUAUGUGAUGAACCUCACCCAGAUGAAGGUUCAGCACCCGAUUUACUUCACACGCCACGGCGAGUCGCUGUAUAACCUCGACGACCGCAUAGGCGGUGAUCCCUCCCUCACGGCAGCUGGAACUAAGGGCGCAAUCGAGCUACUUGGUUUCCUGGCUUCCCUGAAGGAGAACUACACCACAAAGGCACAAACCAGCAGGCAAAAAGAAACCCUUGAUGGGGUCUCCAAUGCGAAGGGUGAGAGCAGAAAAAGUGACGACAAGAACCAAACUGACAGUGAUCGUCAGGCCGUGGUGGAAAUAUGGACAAGCCAGCUGCGCCGUGCGAUACAGACAGUGGAGCCGAGUGAGACUCUACUGGGCAUAAAGACACUGCGGUGGAGCAGUCUCAACGAGAUCCACGCGGGCGUCUGCGAGGACCUCACCUACGCCGAAGUGCGGGACAAAUACCCGCUUAUUGACCAGUUUCGCAGGAGCAACAAGUACACCUUCCGCUACCCAGAGGGGGAGAGCUACCAGGACCUGGUGAUGCGUUUGGAGCCGGUCAUCAUGGAGCUGGAGAACGCUGACCGUGUUGUGGUUGUCGUCGCCCACCAAGCUGUGCUGCGCGCGCUGCUGGCAUACUACGGCAGCACGUCUGCGGAGAGUUGCGUGCGGCUGGCGGUACCCCACCGCACGGUGUGGCGCUGUCAGUACGACAGCAAAGGAAUUGCCUCACUGGACGAGCUGAGCUUUUCAGAGCAGUGA